GACCCUGCUGCUCUCGCUAGGCUAGAGGUUCGCUCCGACAGAUGUUCCGCGCCACUUCCUGAAAAUACUCGGAGAUUAUGUCACGUUUUCAUCCCAGCGGGACACGAAGGCGUUUCUACCCGGCAGUCGGUGCGCCAGCUGUGUUGGUCGCGAGCGACGAGGGCUCCAGCAGGCGCAUGUUGGCGUUGGAAGUUUACGCUGCUAGCUGGCUAAGCUAGCUCUGCCAAGCUGCUGCUCGGGUGAUGAAAAGCCGGACUUAUCUUGUGUCACUCGGUGAAAGCCUGUGCAGUUUAACUGCGCGGAGGGUCAACCGAGGUUUGAGCCUUCAACAGCCGCGUGACUCUUGGAUCAUGGAGUCCUGAAGGCUCCAACCGUCAGCGACUCAUCACGUCGCUCGCAGCUAUUUUGGACCCCAGGUCACUGUUUGGCCGCCGACCAAGUGUGACUUCCUGAAACUGAUGGGGAACUGCUGUCGCCCUGCGAGUCCCUGUGGCAGUGCGGAGGAGACUAGCGUUCUUCUGAAGGAUGACUCAAAAGGCCAAGUCACCGCGGGCGGAUCAGUUGCGGUGGGAACUUGUGGUCCCGCUGGAGACGAGAAGAUAAUUGCUGUUGAUGUAAUGAAGGAAGCUUUAAAAACAGAAGAGAAGUUUGACUCCUCGCAGCCAAAACCAAGUCCUAAAAAGUCAGCAGAGACCAGCGCCACUCAGGAAAACGGACGUCUACAAAAGGAGGAAGUGAGGACUGAGGCGGCUUCCCCUGCUCUUGAGCCCUCACUGGAGAUAAGAGCCAGCAGAGCCCAGGAGGACGGAGAGAAAGCAGCCGGUGAUGGUCCGAAGGAUCUUCUGCUGUGCAGCUCGCCGGAUGCAGACGAGCUUGCAGCUGCUUGGGAGGUUCUAAGCUCAAACGCAGAAGGGAUUUCAGCUUCAGAGCCAAACUUCUCAGAAGUCACCUCAGUAUCAGACGGCCACAAAAGCAGCUCUCAGGGUGAAUCAUUCGUAACGUCAGACCCUGGUCGUGAAGCAAACAAAGAACCGUGUUCUGACGCUGCCCAACUGCCUGAGAGCAGCGAAGAUUCUGUGCCAAACAUCACAGCUGUCCUCAUUCAGGAAGUGAAGUCCAGCAAUGUGUCGGCUGUGGCCUCGGAGCGAGACGAAGCUUCUGCGUGUGUGGAAGCCAGUCUUCAGAGCAGAGGAAUCAGCAGCGUCCCAGAGCUUCCUGCAUCUGACACUUCUGAAGUGAGCGAUGAAGGAAGAGACUCCUCCGGUGUCGCUGAGGAGCUGGUGACCUCAGCGCCGGCAGAUACGGAGCGGAGCCCGGAGCACACUCAGGAUGACAAAGCUGCUCCUGCGUGUUCACGCGGCGGAGCACAAGUGGCCACUUCCUCGGAUGAAGCCAGGCAGGAUGUCCCAGAGGAAACCAUGUGGGAGGGGCUGGAUAAUGAUGGCGAGGGUCCAAAAGCUUUGAAGGCCGAGUGGACCGAGGGUGAGGAGGAGAAGGUUGGACUUCAGACUGAGGAGGUGGCAGGGGAUGUGCAGGGGGUCCAAGAUGAGACGACGGAAGAAGUUUGUUUGGAAAACAGCAGUGAGGAAGACCUGUACCGAGGGGCCGAUGAGCUGUCCACUACAAACAGCUCUGGACCUUCAUCGCUGCUGGAUUCAUCCGCUCCCAAGCUGGAGAGCAGAUGCAGUUUGGCUCCAGCGGUGGACAUUCUGUGGUACAGUGAGCAGGAGUGGAGAGGAAACACAGCCAAGAGCGCCCUCAUCAGGAAGGGUUAUCGACUCAUGUCCCACAGCUUCAGCCGCCUGAGGAGAGUGAGAGGAGACAAUUACUGUGCCCUGAGGGCCACACUCUUCCAGGCUCUGUCCCACAGCACUCAGCUGCCGUCGUGGCUUCAAGAUGACAUCACACUGGUGCCGGAGGAACUGGAGGAGCGAGAAGGUCUGGUCAGCCAGUGGAUAUUUCCCGGAGAGUGUCUUCAGGAAGACGGGAUGAGGGAAGUCAUUCCGCAGCUCAAGGGCUACAUGAAGCUCCUCCAGGACAAGUGGCGAGCGGCGGUGGACUGCUCCUCGCCAGUCGAGCGCCAGCGUCUCUGCGAGAGCGUCUUCCAGGGCGGCGAAGACGAGCUCGGCCUGCUGGAGGCGCUGAAGCUGCUGAUGCUGAGUCGCGCCGUGGAGCUGCACGCCUGCAUGCGCGGCGGAGGAGACGUGCCCUUGUUCUGCUGGCUGCUGUUCGCGCGGGACUCGUCCGACUGUCCGCGCUCCUUCCUGUCCAACCACCUUAGCCACGUGGGCCUGAGCGCCGGGCUGGAGCAGGUGGAGAUGUUUCUCCUGGGCUACACGCUGCAGCUGACCCUCCAGGUUCACAGGCUCUACAAGGUGGACACGGAGGAGUUUGUCACCUUCUACCCGGACGACCACAAGGACGACUGGCCACUGCUGAGUCUGGUGACCGAAGACGAUCGGCACUACAACGUGCCGCUGCUGCGAGCCGCGGAGGAAGAGGAGCCCAGCCGGAGCUGAUGCUGAGGAACCUCCCGCCAUACUCCCCGUCCUCAGGGCGAUCCAGAUUUACACCGCUGUCCCAGUCCCAGGACAGGACCGUCGGCCGUUGGAUCUUCGAUCUCAGACGUGUCUGAGCUGCACAAACGUGACGCCGGGUUCACGCCGGAGUCCGCAGGUACUGAGACCUUCAGGUGGGAAAAGACGGCUUCAGGAAUUUCUGUCUCCUUUUCCAGUCGUCUGUCUCGAUGUGUAACAUGAUGCCUUUAAAGCCGCCGCCGCCGCGGCAGCAGACGUGCCAACGCGGUGAGAAGCGGCAGACCUCUGGUGCCAGGUGUGGUCCGCAACCCUCCUGCUGUGUGCCGCUCACUCACCUGCCGAGCCACUGCUUUGUGAUGAAGUAGUGUCCCCCGGCUCAGCUGCGGGAGGGCGGCCCUUCAUUUGGCCCCGCAGGAACAUGGUCUGUUAGCUAACACUGUUGUGUGGCCUUGCUUCGGUGCCCAAGCUUUGGCCUCUGGACCCUUGUCUGCCAUCUUGUCCCUCAUUCGGCGCUACAGCUUCGGCCCCAUGAUCGGCACUUACAUGGGAGUCCUUCUGCCAACACCGAUGUUUUGGCCCCCAGUCCGGAACAUCAGUGACAGUCACUUCUGUAUGGCUCUGUUUCCGUCGUGGAAAUGGCAGUCGCUCGGUCGGUCCCUCUGCUUUGGGGCCCUUGGUCCAUGUGGAAGCAGCAGCUCUUCGUAUGACACCGAAGUGACGGCCCCUCAUGCGGCACCAAAGCAGCUUCACCUCUGUCCGCCCCGUCCUGUGCUCAUCACUCGACUAACUUACUGUCGUUCAGUGGAGCGAGGUUCUUCCACUCAGCGACGGCCCUCUGGUGACUUCGUAAUGAUGAAGCGGAAGCCCGACAGCAGCGAUGUCGGCGGUCUCUCCGCCGACGUGACGUUCUCCACUCGCUCCGCCAUGUUGCCUUAGAAAUAAAUGCACAAUAAGAAUGAAUGUCGACCGCUGUCCAGGCUAACUCUUUAUCUGCUCUCCUUCUUCUCAGGCGAAGGAAAGUUGUUGCACUCAGAAUUUUGGAUGAAAUUUAAAUAAAAUAAAAACUGAAAUUGAAGUUUGUGUUCUGUGAAUACAGAAGUGUUCAGGGACUGAAGGUUGAGACAAAACAGUCUGGGAGUAGCAAGUAGCUAUUUCAGCUCCAACUUCCUCCACAGAACAGAUGAUGAGAUGUUUCCUUCCGCUUUUAUUGUGUUGUGAAAUGAAGAGAUUGCUUCCCUCGAGGUCACAUCAGGCUCUAAAGCUGUUUUCAAGAACCAAGUUGACACACAUUUUUACUACAUUUGAAAGAAUUCAAUGUACAUAUAAGUAGUAAAAUGAAUUACAGGGAGAGUUAAGAGUGUAAAUUAAAUAUUUGUGUCUAACAGGAGGCAGCAAAACAAAAGUUCUGGAAGUCGCAUUGACUCCGUCCUCACCCAAGGAUUUUCUGCAACUGGCGGUUGCAUCGCCGAGGCAACAGCUGAAGUUAAGAGGCCCAGACUUGUCUCUCCCCGGAAACAUUCUCCAGCUCUUCAGCCUAAAUAGACUUAGACUUUCUUUAUUGUCAUUGCACAAAAACAUAUCACUAUAUUAUGGCAAUGAAAUUUCGGUCUGAGGCCUCUGGUUUCCCAAAACAAAACUAUAUGUCCAAAAAUAAAUAAAUAUUCGAUACAUACUAGUCCAAGAAGAUGUACAAAUAAACAGUAUUGCAGCUACUGUCUAACGUUCAGCAGCCUGAAUGUAGCACCAGGAACGAAACUAUUCCUGAAUCUGGUGGUUCUACAUCAGAUGCUACGGAAAACCUAAAUGGUUUUUGAUGAGGAUGAGCAGUCAGUCGACUCAAGAGUCUCUCUCGGGUGACCAAGCUUCUCCCCCUAAUAGAAUCCAGACAUCCUGAGUCAUGGCCUGUGGACUUGUAGAGGCAACUGAAGGCCCAGCAUCAUGGUACAAACCCAAACUUUCUUACUGACUGUAAAGUUGCGGUCAAACAAUGCGCUUGUUUAGAGACGAUGUCAGGCUUCAUAACGUGUCCAUCAACUGGACCUGGUUCUGAAAGCUGAGUACAGGACACAUAGUUCGUAAUAAAGCAAUUUAUUUGCCAAAUAAGAAUGUCUAUACAGUAUGUACAAAGACGGAGGGACAGUCUGAAAACUAGCAGGUCAAAGUUGGCAAACAGAGUGGCUCGACUGUGGGACUGAGGAUAUGAACAACCGUGACUCCACGUCAACACUCAGUGAUAAUAUAGCGAGGGGUUCCCGACCCCUGCUCUCUCUUAAAUAUACACCUUUCUCAGCGCU
Synchiropus splendidus (mandarinfish) is the source of this 4831-nucleotide messenger RNA. RefSeq lists its product as uncharacterized. Bases 459 to 2519 code for a protein of 686 amino acids. Gene Ontology annotation, cellular component: cytoplasm. Gene Ontology annotation, biological process: protein linear deubiquitination. The record is from RefSeq and is a predicted model, not a curated record. NCBI's taxonomy places the organism in Eukaryota, Metazoa, Chordata, Actinopteri, Syngnathiformes, Callionymidae. Gene Ontology annotation, molecular function: cysteine-type deubiquitinase activity. The transcript has 11 exons.